AUGUUGCUCCUGCUGCGAGAUUGGCUCUUUCCAAAGGUCCCGAUGGUCCCUCUAGAGCGCGAUAGCGAGGGUUACUACGUCGGCUUUGGUCGUUGCAGGCGGCACAAAACACUUCGUAUGGACGAUGAAGAGUACAGGUUUCGCUCCCAUUACCGAAUGCAGGAUCCCUUCAAUUGUGUUGGACGUGGAUCUAGUGCAUUCCCUAAGCCUCAUAUCCCGAACAGCUUCCACAUGGAGCAAGACGAACUCUUCAAAGUGAUCCAGGGCAGAAUGUGUUACGUUUGCAAUGGCAAGGAAGGUGUGGCCCACACUGGCGCUGUUGUAGAGCUUCCGAAAGGUGCCGUGCACACAGCCUGCACAACAUGGGCGGCGUUGUCAUUUUUCCAGUUCUGGUGCGAUCCGACGAGUGAGGAAGAUGUAAUCGUAGAGUUUACGGCGCGACCUGGAAGGGGAAUGGACGAAAGGAACAUCAACAGCGCUUAUGGUAUCUUCAACUCGUACUUCGUCGCGCAGAAGCCCGUCCCGUUCCUGCAGGACAUGGUUAUUUGGUAUGAAGCCGCAUCUGCGCCCGGACAUUUUCCGAAGCCGUUCGCAAUCAUGGCAGCAUAUAUGUUUGGCGGUGUGAUUGGGAGGCUGGCAGGCUAUCGAGGAAUCUAUCCCUUGUACACCGAGCAGGAGGCAGGAAAGGAAUAG
Molecule: messenger RNA, 693 nt
Organism: Postia placenta MAD-698-R-SB12
Lineage: Eukaryota; Fungi; Basidiomycota; Agaricomycetes; Polyporales; Adustoporiaceae
Exons: 8
Coding region: 1-693 (230 amino acids)
Source: RefSeq, a predicted model, not a curated record